Messenger RNA from Saitoella complicata NRRL Y-17804, 2169 nucleotides. Its product is annotated as acetolactate synthase. The record is from RefSeq and is a predicted model, not a curated record. Bases 181 to 2169 code for a protein of 662 amino acids. Gene Ontology annotation, cellular component: acetolactate synthase complex; mitochondrion. The transcript has a single exon. Lineage: Eukaryota; Fungi; Ascomycota; Saitoellomycetes; Saitoellales; Saitoellaceae. Gene Ontology annotation, biological process: L-valine biosynthetic process. Gene Ontology annotation, molecular function: thiamine pyrophosphate binding; magnesium ion binding; flavin adenine dinucleotide binding.
UUUGAUUUGCCCCGCAUACAUCCCAGCUGCUGAGUGAGUCAAAGUUGCCAUCCUUCUCAUUCGUCGGGCGAUUUACAAAAGGCAUUUCGAUCUCUGUCUGUAUCGAUCCUACAUCUCGUCUGUAGCAGCCUUCUCCGUUCUCCAUCCGCCGUCCCUCCUCGCAUUCAUAACACCCCGACGAUGAUUCGAAAUUUCCCUACUCGCCUCGCCGCUGCCCGUUCAGCAGCGCGGGCUCUGCGUUCGUCUGCUCCUUCAUCAGCAGCACGUUUCAUCUCAUCAAAUACCCCUAAGAAUGGCCAAGCAGCACCAGCUUCUCGUCCUGUGCCAGCACCGGCUUUCAACACCGCCAAGACCCACAAGCCUCUGCACCCCAUGAAGCAGAAGGUUGAGGAGAUGGACGAUACCUUCGUCGGUAUGUCCGGUGGGCAGAUCUUCCACGAGAUGAUGCUCCGUCAGGGUGUCAAGCAUGUGUUCGGAUACCCUGGAGGUGCCAUUCUUCCCGUGUUCGACGCCAUCUACAACUCGCCUCACUUCGACUUCAUCCUCCCCCGCCACGAGCAAGGUGCUGGUCACAUGGCCGAGGGAUACGCUCGUGUGAGUGGCAAGCCUGGUGUUGUUCUCGUUACUUCUGGUCCUGGUGCGACCAAUGUUAUUACUCCUAUUCAGGAUGCCAUGUCUGAUGGUACUCCCUUGGUUGUAUUCUGUGGUCAGGUGCCUACUACUGCUAUUGGUACCGACGCUUUCCAGGAGGCCGAUGUCCUCGGUAUCUCCCGUGCUUGUACCAAGUGGAACGUCAUGGUCAAGGACAUUGCCGAGCUUCCUCGCAGGAUUAACGAGGCUUUCGAGAUCGCCACCUCUGGUCGUCCCGGACCUGUCCUUGUCGACCUUCCUAAGGAUGUUACUGCCGCUAUCCUCCGUCACCCCAUCCCUACUAAGUCCACUCUUCCCAGCGCCACCCUCAUUUCUUCCGCACAGACCGCCUUGAACGAGGAGGUUACCGACAACGCCCUUGACCGCGUCAACGAGUUGUUGAAGAUCUCUAAGAAGCCCAUCCUUUACGUUGGACAGGGUAUUCUUUCCUCUGAGGACGGUCCUAAGCUCUUGAAGAAGUUCGCCGACAAGUGCAAGAUCCCCGUUACUACCACCCUCCAGGCUCUUGGUGCUUUCGACGAGUUGGACCCCAAGUCCCUUCACAUGCUCGGUAUGCACGGUUCCGGUUACGCCAACAUGGCCAUCCAGGAGGCCGAUUUGAUCUUGGCUCUCGGUGCCCGUUUUGAUGAUCGUGUCACUGGUAACAUCCCCAAGUUCGCUCCCGCUGCCCGUGCCGCUGCUUUGCAGAAGCGUGGUGGUAUUGUUCACUUCGAGAUCAUGCCCAAGAACAUCAACAAGGUCAUCCAGGCUGACGAGGCUGUUGAGGGUGAUGUUGUUGAGAACCUGAGGCUCUUGUUGAACAAGGUUGAGACUGUCCAGGACCGUAACGAGUGGUUCACCCAGAUCAACGACUGGAAGAAGAGGUUUCCCUUCACCUACACCCCCGAGAAGCCUGGAGAGCUCGUCAAGCCCCAAUCCGUGAUUGAGGAGUUGAGCAAGCAGACUGAGGGUCGCAAGGAGAAGGUUAUCAUCGCUACCGGUGUCGGACAGCACCAGAUGUGGGCUGCUCAGCACUUCAGGUGGAGGUCUCCCCGUACUAUGGUCACCUCUGGUGGUCUCGGUACCAUGGGUUUCGGUGUUCCCGCCGCUAUCGGUGCCAAGGUCGCUCGUCCUGACUGCAUUGUCGUCGACAUUGACGGUGAUGCCUCCUUCUCCAUGACUGCUAUGGAGUUGGCCACCGCCGCCCAGUACAACAUCGGUGUCAAGAUCUUGGUCUUGAACAACGAGUUCCAGGGUAUGGUCCAGCAAUGGCAGGAUUUGUUCUACGACCAGCGUUACGCUCACACCAUCCAGCACAACCCUAACUUCGUUGCCUUGGCUGAGGCUAUGCACGUUAAGGGUAUCAGGUGUACUACCUUGGAGGAGUUGCCCGCUAAGAUGAAGGAGUUCUUGGACCAUGAGGGUCCUGUGUUGAUGGAGGCUGUUGUUACUAAGGGUGAGCACGUUUACCCCAUGGUUCCCGCCGGUAAGGCUCUCCAUGAGUUCACUGCCCACUCUUCCUUGAAGGAGAAGAAGUAA